This is a messenger RNA of Ictalurus furcatus (blue catfish), 3988 nucleotides long. RefSeq names its product rootletin-like. The annotation marks the transcript as partial. The record is from RefSeq and is a predicted model, not a curated record. The transcript is spliced from 25 exons. NCBI's taxonomy places the organism in Eukaryota, Metazoa, Chordata, Actinopteri, Siluriformes, Ictaluridae.
UCCUCCUCCUAAUCCCUCUCUCUCGCUCACAUACGCGCGCGCGCACACUCUCGGACACCUGUGAAACAGAGCCGUGGCGCGCGCUCCUCCAGCGCUCCCGAAGAAGACGAAAACAACAACAAUAACAACAACAACAACAGCCAUUUAUCAUUUUUCAUUUCAUCAUUUUCUCGGAACCGGAUCGUGUGAAUCAGCUCGUCGCGAAUUUUCGAACCGAAUCAGUGAGGCGAUAAAGCGGCACACCUGUGAAGCCGGUAGCGCGUGAAUCCCGCCGCACCGCUCGCACGCACGCGCCCUCAUGAGCGCACCGGGAAGCCCGCGCGCAGACUCCAGACUGGAGCAGGUCAUCCAGAAGUUGGAGGAGAGUGUGUUAUCUGAAGAGAAGAGGUUGACAGUGCGAGGCCCCUCCCCUGAUGCCCCGCCCACCUGCAUACCGGCUCGUGUGCGAGAAAUCGUGACCAAGAACCUAAACGAGAGCAUCUCAGCAGCCGGCAGCAUGUCCUCGGUUCUGUCCCUGGAGGAGGAGAACCGCGUCCUUCAGAGUGAACUGAGUCGCCUCGAGGACCUGCUGGCCCACAGCCGCGCCGACCGCGACGAGCUCGCCAUCAAAUACAGCGCCAUCAGUGAGAGGUUGGAGCAGGCCCUGCGUUUGGAGGUGGGGGUCAGUGACAGCGACUCUCCGGAGUGUGUGAGUUUGUCUCAGCAGGUGGUGGAGCUGCGACGGCGUCUGGAUGAAGAACAAAACGCUUACAAGCGCAAACUCACCGCCUACCAGGAGGGGCAGCAGAGACAAGCGCAACUGGUUCAGAAACUACAGGCCAAGGUUCUGCAGUAUAAGAAGAAGUGCAGUGAUCUGGAGCAGUCUCUCCUGGAGAAAUCAUCAGAGCAAAGUGGGUGUGAAAAGUCCACUAACGGUCAGGAUGAGUGCAGCAGUGAGCUGGAGACGGCCCUUAUCCGCCUGGAGGAAGAGCAGCAGAGGAGCAGCAGUCUUUCGGCGGUGAACGCGAUGCUGCGUGAACAGCUGGAACAGGCCGGACUGGCCAAUGAGGCACUGAGUCAGGACAUCCGCAGGCUCACUGCUGAUUGGACCAAAGCGAGGGAGGAGCUGGAGCAGAAAGAGUCUGAUUGGAGGAGAGAGGAGGAGUCGUUCCAUAACUACUUCAGCAGUGAGCACGGUCGGCUGCUGACUCUGUGGAGGCAGGUGGUCAGUUUCCGCAGGAGUGUGUGUGAGAUGAAGAGUGCCACCGAGAGGGAUCUGUCAGUGAUGCGCAGCGAUCUGGCGCAGACGGCGCAGAGCGUGCAGCUGCAGUGUGUGUGCGUGUGUGUGGCGGUGCGGAGUCGCGAGGACGGCUCGGCGCUGGUGCUGGAGCGAGAGGCGGCUCAGCGCGUCACACUGGAGCAGCUGCUCCGAGAGAAAGAGAGCGAGAUCACCGAGAGCCAAUCAGAGAGAGAGAAACUCAACAACAGGCUGGCAGACGCAGACAGAGAGAUGCAGAGAAUCAGAGCUCGAGUAGACGAGAGAGAGAACGAGAUCACGUCACUCACACGGAGACUGCAGGAGCAGAGCGGGGAUGAAGAGUCGGAGCUCCAAACACUCAGAGCUCACACUAACACUCUGCUGGACACACUGAGAGACAUCGCACAGUCGAUGUUGUCAGAUUCCGACUCGGGUGUGUUGGGCUCGUCGGUGGAGGCCGAUUCAGAGAACAGUGUUUUGGCUCUGCUGCCGUUGAUGCGCUCCUCCUCCCCCCAUCCAUCCUCAUCACCACAGCGAUCGUCGUCUCCACGGCGACCCUCCGCCCUGACCCUCCCCGAAUCCGCCCUCUCAUCUCUGCGUGCCAUGGCAACCAAUAGACAGCUACAACUCCAGGAGCUCAAAGGUCGUCUGCUGUCAGCGCAGUCGUCUGUCCAACAGCUGCGCAAACAGCAGGGGGAGGCGGAGUCAUGCAGGAGGGAGGCGGAGCUACGUCUGCAGACUGUGCAGGGCGAGAGGGAUGAUGCUCAGAGAGAGAAAGAGACGGCGGUGAGAGAGAGAGACCGACUCCGACAGGAGAGAGACAAACUCUGCAGUGAGAAGGAGUGUGUACAGCAGUCUGUGCAGGCUUUGCAGACAAAAUUGCAGCUGCUACAGAUGGAUUGUGAGAGACUGCAGCAGGCUGCAGCGUCUGCGCAGAGAGAGAGAGAUCACGAACGAGUGGAGAGAGAGACGGCUGUGCAGGAGAGAGAUCGCGCCAGAGUGGAGACCGAGAGAGUUCAGUCUCAGUGGGGUCAGAGUGAGAGUCGCUGCAGCUGUCUGCGUUCUGAACUGGCUGCAAUGAAGGAGUCACUCCAGCAGGGGGAGAUAGAGAGACAACUGCUCAAAACGGAGAAGAGCCAACUGACUGACACUCUCAGUAAGGCGGAGUCCAGUAAUGCUGAGCUGAUGGUGCUGAUGGCGAAGCUGCGGUCUGAGGAGGCGUCACUGCGAGACUCUCUGGCUAAAAUGAGCAGCUUAAACGAGGGACUUGCUCAGGACAAAGCAGAACUAAACAUCAUCAUCAUCCAGCUGGAGGAGGAGAGGAGUGUGCUGCAGGGUCAGAAGAGAGAGGCGGAGCAGGAGAAGCUGACCAUCAGAGAUGAGCUUGUCCGAUUGGAGCAGGACCGACUAGAACUGGACUCCGCCCGCCUCACUCUCCACCAAUCACUGCAGGAGUCUGAGCAGGCCAGGGCGGGCCUGGAGGCGGAGCUUCAGAUGCUCCGGAUGGACAGACAAAAACUGCAGGAGAAAGUUACACAGCUGUGUGGUGAGGUGAGCUCCUUGGGGGCGGAGCUUGGCAUCAUACGUGGCGAGGGGGAGAGAAGGGGUGUGGCUCUGGAGGAAGCCGGGCGGACUAGGGCGGGGCUUGCUCGUGAGAGGGCGGGGCUUGUGGUUCAACUCACGGCGUCUGAGAGAGAUAACGUCGCACUGACGGAGGAGCUCGCAGCGUUCAGGGUGGAGAGGGAGGCACUGGAGGCGAGUCUGUUCGAGGUGCAGCAGCAGCUGAUGCAGUCAGACUUGCGCCGAGAGCAACUUGAGAACGAAAACCUCAACCUGAGAGCACGACAUGAUAACACUGCAGCGGAACUGAAGCGUGUGCGUGCGGAUGGAGAAAUGGCUGCCGCUCAGAGUGAGCGAGAGAGGCAGGCUCUUAAUCAGGAGAUGAUUAACGCUCAGCAUGAGGCUCAGCUCUCUCUCCGUAAUGCACUGUCUGACCACCAGGAGGAGCUGGAGAGGCUCUCCAGCGACAAGGAGGCUCUACGCUGCAGUCUGCAGGCCGAGCAGGAGGAGGCGCUGCGGCGCAUGAGGGAGGAGAUGGAGGAGCGUCUGCAGAAGACGGAGCGAGAGCGGGAGGAGCUGCAGGAGGAGAUCCGGGCUUUGCAGCGCACACGGGAUCAGAGUCUCCUACAGGCCGAGAGCGACAAGCAGCAGGCUCUCUCCCUGAAGGAGACGGAGAAGGCCAUGCUGUCCGAGAGAGUGUGUUCCCUACAGGCCGAGCUGAGCUCUGCAAACCUGGAGCUGGAAAGACUGACAAGGGAAACACAACACCUGAAGGAGCAGGAGAGGGCUGCAGUAGGAGCUGUGAACACUGAGCUGCAGGAGCUGCGUCUGCAGCUGGAGGACACGGUGAGCUCUAACAGAAGGGAGCUGCGCAGACUUCAGGAGAACUGCACAGAGGAGCAGACACGUGCCGACAACGCACUCCGAGAGCUGGAGGAGUGUCGCGCUCUUCUCUCAGCCAGCGAGGAGAGCCGAGAUGCCACGAGACGAGACCUUCUGGAGAUGGACAGGCGUCUGAGCCACUCACGCGACACGGGGGAGGGGCAUCGGCGAGACACGGCGGAGCUACGGCGCUCCCUUGGCGAUGUCACGAAAGAGAAGGAGGCUCUCGACCAAUCGAACGGCCAGCUGAGGGAGGCGCUGAGAGCAGCGGAGAGCGAACGGAUCAGUGUGAAGCGUCAGUGUGAGGAG